GAAAAUGACCAUAAAUAAAUUGUAACAAUAAAACAUUUUGAAAACUUAAUCAUUCCAACUAACUUCAUUUGCAACACCGAAAAAAAAUGUAAACAAAAAUAGAACUGUCUCGGAAAAUUACCAAUUUGCAGUAAGAAUUAUACAAAAAAAAUAGAUAAACUACAUAUUUAUAAAAUCACGAUAACAAAAAACAAAUGUGUAGCAAGUACUCUAAAUAAAAACAGACGACUGACUGUGUUACUAACGUAUAUAGAACAACAACAGAGGGGUUGCAUACACUUAUGUGGUUAAAACAAAAGAUAUUAACUUCAAAACUUUAUAUAAACAAUUGCAUUUGGUAAGAAUGUCUCAUGUACGUUAUGAUAAUCAUAAAUAUGCCCGCCUUAAUAAUCAGGAAAUCAAAACUCAACGCUCCUAUUCGGAUGAUGAAAAUGAAGAAAUCGAUUUGGGCACUGAACAGCGUUUAAGAUAUUCUGCCGAAUCGGAUGAUAAUGAUGAUGGCACUAACAAAGCACAACAGCAAAAUGGUUAUUUAAGUCAUCAUGAUGAGGGCAAUGGCAGUCAUACAAAUGAUAGUGGCAUACAUAACAGUGGCACCACUGUUACCCUAAGAGAUCGUCUAAAUGAUUCGCGUCUAAUGCAAAUGGCCAUUUGUUCUUUACUAACCAUACUGCUGUAUCUAUUGCUGUCAAUAUGUUUGACCUUUUAUCAGAAGGCUUUAAUUAAGGAAUUAAAUUUUCCCUUGAGCAUUGUCAGCUAUCAUUUGGUGCUAAAGUUUAUAAUGGCUUCCAGUGCCCGUGGCAUUUACAAGGCUGUGGUGGGCAAAUCAAGAAUUCAAUUGGAUUGCCGUACAUCGGUGAGAAAAAUGGCACCCACGGGUUUAGCUAGCGGCAUUGAUAUUGGAUUUUCAAAUUGGGCCUUGGCUUUGGUGUCGGUAUCGCUGUAUACUAUGACCAAAUCAUCGACAAUUGUGUUUAUAUUGAUAUUUGCCAUAAUGUUGGGAUUGGAGAAAAAGAGUUGGUCGUUAGUAUUUAUUGUGGGCCUUAUCGCUAUAGGCCUAUUUAUGUUUACUUAUAAAUCAACACAAUUCGAUACAUUGGGCUUUAUAUUUAUAUUGGUGGCCUCCUUAAGUGGUGGCAUACGUUGGAGUUUAGCACAAUUUGUUAUGCAAAAAUCUAAAUUGGGUCUACACAAUCCCAUCGAUAUGAUAUAUCACAUGCAGCCAUGGAUGAUAGUAGCUCUCUUGCCCUUCGUUAUAAUAUUCGAAGGCAAGGGUUUAGUUCAUGUUUUCGAAAAUAUGGGUAAUUACAAAGAUAGUGCCAUCUAUAUGGUUUUACUGAAAAUAUCUGCGGGUGCAACAUUGGCAUUUUUCAUGGAAGUUAGUGAGUUUAUGGUAUUGUCGAAAACUUCCAGUUUAACACUGUCAAUAGCGGGUAUAUUCAAGGACAUUUUUCAAUUAGUUUUGGCUGUGGAAUACAAUGGUGACCAAUUAAGUUUAGUUAAUGCUUUGGGUUUGGUGGUCUGUUUGGCCGGCAUUUGUUGUCAUGUCGUUCACAAAUAUUCCACCUUAACCAAAUUGCAAGAAUUAAAUACAUACGAUGAAUCUUCGGAUUUGCAUUUAAAUGAGGCUUCUCUAAAUGGUGCCGGUUGUGCUGGCGGCCUUUCCUCAACAACUACAAAUUCCUCAAAUAUGAAUGAUUAUGCUUUUGCAACAACGAAAAAACAUUCCGCUUUAACUGUUCCUUUACUAGAAGAGACCGAUUCGGAUGAUGAGGACACAUCGCCCAAUGGCAAUCAAGAUAAUUCUUCAGAUGUUAUAUUUGAUAUACUUAAACGUCGUGAUAUGCAACGAUGAGUAUGUGAUGAAUGUAUGUAAAUAUUAAAUAUCAAUAUGUAUGUACUAUAUUAUUAACUUUGCUUUAAACUAUAACUAUAAAAGAAACGUAUUUUUUUAAUUCAAUUGUAUUUUUAAGCUUUGCGUCUAAUCAUAUAGAGAAGAGUUUAACAAUUUUAAACAGUUGCUAUUGACCAGAUCAGAGAAUAAACACAUAGAAGGGAAGGAGAGAGAAAUGUCAGUGAAAAAAUUACGCUCUUUUCACACAUAAGGGUGAUACAAUAACAGAAUACAUUUUCAUGAAUUAGGUUUUUGACAACAGAUUAAUUUUUUUGGCUCUCAGUUUCCAUUCUAGUUGUCAUCAAUGUAGAAAAUUUAAAUGAUAUUCUUUAUAAUUUUCUAACGAGAGAAAUUUUGAGAUUUUUGUGAAAUCAUUGGUUCCGGACUAGUCUUGGUUCGAGAAAAUCUUUCUUGAAAAAUUAUGGUAAAUUUGUGAAAAAAAACUUUUUAGUAAGAAAUUCAGUUUUUUGAAAAUUUUUUCAUCCAAAAAAUCUUUUUUCAAAAAUUUUCUAAUGUGUUUUUUUAGUAAAACAAAAAUUGUCAUUAAAAAGACAUAUCGUCACCUAAAAUGCAAAAGGGUGUAACAACCAAAUAAUUCAAAAUUAAGUUUUUAAUGGAUAUUGGUACAGCGCACGUCUUCACAAAUUUUUUGCAUUCUAUUUUAAAAAAAAGCGAUUUUAUUAAAGGAAGAAAAUCAUAUUUGCAAUAACACUUUAAAUUUUAUGUUUUUUUUGUGUUUUUUGUCUCUCCUGUAAAAUUUAAAAACUGUUUAUACGUCCUUUUGCAUUUUAGGUGACGAUAUGUUGAAUUUCAAUAGCAAAAUUCCUAUAUUUAAUACCGAUCAGUUUCAUUGUUUAAUAAAAUCUCUCACAGUUAUAAAUAAACUGAAUAAAUGUAGUUAGACUCUUUAAAAGUUUAAAUAAUGUUUGUUAAUAUAAGUAAUUGCAUGUGAAUAAAGUGACAACGAUAAAUAUGUUUUCCUCGCUUCAAUGUAUGUAACUUUUUUUUAAUAUAAAAACCCCUCCUCAUCCCAGUAUAUCAAUCACCAUUGUAUAGAAUAUAUUAAAUAUUAAACAACUACUUACGAUUUAUUAUAUAAUUUUUUUUAAUUUUAUUAAAGCACGAACACGAAGAGUUAAAGAUUCUUGUUAAAACAUUUGUGUAAAAGAUUCCUUUAGCAUUUCUAGUGUAACAACAAUAAAGAGAAAGACUUUAAUUAAACAUUUUUAAAUUUAGUUAUAAUAAUUUGUUGUGUUUUAUAUAUUUUUUUUAAAUAUCUUGUUAAAUAUUAUUCCAUUUACCUGCAAUUAAAAGAAAUUUAAGUUUUUAAACAAUAUUUUUAAGUGUAGUAAUAUGUGUAUGUGUGAUCGAUCGAUCGAUCCAUCAUGAUUUGUUACGGAGUCUGGAGAUUUUGUAGAAAUUUAAUUGGCCAUUAAUAACUGAAAUUUAAAUUUAUAUAAAUUAGCGGAUACGAUUAUAAAAAUUAUAGAACUACAAUAAACAAAAAAUAUUAUAAAAAAAACAAAAAAAA
Messenger RNA from Calliphora vicina (urban bluebottle blowfly), 3425 nucleotides. Its product is annotated as solute carrier family 35 member C2. Bases 344 to 1855 code for a protein of 503 amino acids. Gene Ontology annotation, molecular function: antiporter activity. The record is from RefSeq and is a predicted model, not a curated record. Lineage: Eukaryota; Metazoa; Arthropoda; Insecta; Diptera; Calliphoridae. The transcript is spliced from 6 exons. Gene Ontology annotation, cellular component: cis-Golgi network; endoplasmic reticulum-Golgi intermediate compartment; Golgi apparatus. Gene Ontology annotation, biological process: UDP-glucose transmembrane transport.